CCCAAAGGAUGUAUGGGCUGGGGCUUAGUACAGCUGAAUCUUCUUUCAUGCACUUUUUCUUUCUAAGCUAAGAAUACAGGAAGCUCAAGUGUGAAACCCAAGUCAUCGAAAAUACCACACGGCCUGUCGUCAUCGAGUUAGACCAGUGAAGAGCCAGGGACUCCAGAGAGGAAACAAAUUCGAGAGAAAAGGGGGAACCAGAAGGAGAGACAAGAAGGAAUUGUAAUACAAGAAGUAAGCGGCAGGCAGAAAAUCGCAAUGGUGGAGAGAUGGGUGAGGUGAUAGUCAAGCAAGGUUUCCUGUACUUUCAGCAGCAGCAGACUUUUGGGAAGAAGUGGCGGCGUUUCUGGGCCGUGCUCUACGGAGAGUCCAGCUGUUCCUUAGCCCGGCUGGAGCUUCAGGAAGGCCCAGAGAAACCCCGGCGAGGGGAGGCUGCUCGGAAAGUCAUCCGGCUCAGCGACUGCUUGCGGGCAGCGGAGGCUGGCGGGGAGGCCGGCAGCCCCAAGGACACCAGUCCCUUCUUGCUGGAGACCACUGAGCGCCUCUGCCUUCUGGCUGCUCCCACUCUGGAGCGCAGCGAAUGGCUCCAAGCCAUUUGUCACCUGGCUUUUCCGUUGCAGAGAAUAGAGCGGAGGGAGCCAGUAGGGCAGGAAGACGCGGCUUCAAAGCAGCAUGCCUUGCCAUGCAUGGAAGAGAAUGUCCUGUAUAGCAGUGCACCCUCAGUAGUGACCUUGAAGAAGGAUUUUGUCGUGACUGUGAGACGCACAGAAGCAAGUGAGCGGUGCCGACUUCAGGGGUCUUAUAAACUUCGGGCAGGAGAAACUGCCCUAGAGCUUCGGAGCGGCCCCGAACCAGGCAACGUACUGUAUACUUGGCCCUAUAGAUUCCUUCGACGAUUUGGGAGGGAUAAGGUCACGUUUUCCUUUGAGGCAGGCCGGCGCUGUGCCUCAGGAGAAGGGAACUUUGAAUUUGAAACCCGUAAGGGCAAUGAGAUCUUUCUGGCUCUUGAGGAUGCUAUUUCUGCCCAGAAGAACUCUGCCUCUUUUGGAACCUCUGCUCAACCCACUUUAGCUGUAUCGUCCUUACCACUACUUGAAAGCCCAUAUUCCCGGCCUCAUGACUCUAUCCCCCCACCAUCCCCAACCAUUCCAUCUUCCUCCCGUUAUCCCAGAGCCCCAGAAGGGGAGUACGCUGUUCCCUUUGAUUCCGUGGCCAGGGCCCUGCUCGGGAAAAGCUCCAGAGAAGCACUGGCUCCCCCAUCUUGUUCCUCGGGGGACCCACUCUAUGACUGCAUCGAGGAGCGAUUGUCACAUCACCCCGAUCACAUCUACGAUGAACCUGAAGGAGUGGCUGCCCUCUCCCUCUAUGACAGCCCCCAGGAACCCCAGGGUGAGGCUUGGAGGACACAGGCCAUGGCCGAUGAUGGUCCCUCACGGCCCUAUCAGGCUGGUCUGAGUGACUUUUUGGGGGCUGCCCUGUCUGGAUGGUCUGAGGGAGCUGAGUACGACAAUGUGAUCCUUAAAAGGAACCCAAAGUAAUAGCAGACAGAGAACCCAGUGAGUACGGCCCUCAGGAUGCUCAUGGGUCGGCAGCAGUAACUGAGGGGUGGGAAAGGGGAAGAAGGAGUCCAAUUGGUUCUUUCUCUUCCAGUCUUCUCUUGUGGCCCCUCCUGGAUGCAGAAAGACCCCCCUCCCACCCUAGGAGAACAGAAAAUUCCUCUUUAGGCUCCGAGCAUCCAGCAUUUUCAGGAUGACUCAACAUCCUGAAGCAAGAAGGGUACCAUGGAAAGAGCCACACCCAGUUACUCUCCUCCUUCUCCUCCUCCUCCUCCUCCUCUUCCUCUUUCCUCCCCUCCCCCAGGAACUGUCACCCUAAAACAGGGUUUUUCUUCCUUCCCUUAUCUCUUAGUUUGUACCCACUUCCUGCAAGUGGGGGGGGGGAUCCUCCUGCAUUGUAGGAGUCUCAUGGUCAGCCCCUUCCUUGGUAAAGAGGAAGAUGGCUACAUUUUUCUGUGAUUCUUGGACAUUUCUCUAGUAAUAAAACCUGUCUCUGAAA
Messenger RNA from Antechinus flavipes (yellow-footed antechinus), 2055 nucleotides. RefSeq names its product docking protein 2 (gene DOK2). Lineage: Eukaryota; Metazoa; Chordata; Mammalia; Dasyuromorphia; Dasyuridae. The transcript has 5 exons. Bases 270 to 1538 code for a protein of 422 amino acids. Gene Ontology annotation, biological process: positive regulation of MAPK cascade; cell surface receptor protein tyrosine kinase signaling pathway. Gene Ontology annotation, cellular component: cytoplasm. The record is from RefSeq and is a predicted model, not a curated record.